Knipowitschia caucasica is the source of this 8895-nucleotide messenger RNA. Lineage: Eukaryota; Metazoa; Chordata; Actinopteri; Gobiiformes; Gobiidae. The record is from the annotation of a GenBank genome assembly.
AUGAUUGUGGACUUCAGGAAGAGCACUGUCCCCCCGCCCCCACCCUCCGUGAUGGACUCCCCCAUCACCUCUGUGGAGUCCUUCCGUUUCCUGGGCACCACCAUCACCCAGGACCUCAAGUGGGAGCCGACCAUCAGCUCCCUCAUCAAGAAGGCCCAGCAGAGGAUGUACUUCCUGCGGCAGCUCAGGAAAGCCAAGCUGCCUGCACAGAUAUUGACCUCCUCCAUCACCUCCUCCAUCACCUCCUCCAUCACCUCCUCCAUCACCUCCUCCAGCACCUCCUCCAUCACCUCCUCCACCACCUCCUCCAUCCCCUCCUCCAUCACCUCCUCCAUCACCUACUCCAUCACCUCCUCCAUCACCUCCUGCAUCACCUCCUCCAUCACCUCCUCCAUCUCCUCCUCCAUCUCCUCCUCCAUCACCUCCUCCGUCACCUCCUCCGUCACCUCCUCCAUCACCUCCUCCAUCACCUCCUCAUCACCUCCUCAUCACCUCCUCCAUCACAUCCUCCAUCUCCUCCUCCAUCUCCUCCUCCAUCACCUCCUUCAUCACCUCCUGCAUCACCUCCUGCAUCACCUCCUCCAUCACCUCCUCCAUCUCCUCCUCCAUCUCCUCCUCCAUCACCUCCUCCAUCACCUCCUCAUCACCUCCUCCAUCACCUCCUCCAUCACCUCCUCAUCACCUCCUCCAUCACCUCCUCCAUCACCUCCUCCAUCACCUCCUCCAUCUCCUCCUCCAUCACCUCCUCCAUCACCUCCUCCAUCACCUCCUCCAUCUCCUCCUCCAUCUCCUCCAUCUCCUCCUCCUCCUCCAUCACCUCCUCCAUCUCCUCCUCCAUCACCUCCUCCAUCACCUCCUCAUCACCUCCUCCAUCACCUCCUCCAUCACCUCCUCCAUCACCUCCUCCAUCACCUCCACCAUCACCUCCUCCAUCACCUCCUCCAUCACCUCCUCCAUCACCUCCUCCAUCACCUCCUCAUCACCUCCUCCAUCACCUCCUCCACCACCACGUCCUCCACCACCACGUCCUCCAUCACCUCCUCCAUCACCUCCUCCAUCACCUCCUCCAGCACCUUCUCCAUCACCUCCUCCAUCACCUCCUCCAGCACCUCCUCCAUCACCUCCUCCAUCACCUCCACCAUCACCUUCUCUAUCACCUCCUCCAUCACCUCCUCCAUUACCUCCUCCGUCACCUCCUCCGUCACUUCCUCCAUCACCUCCUGCAUCACCUCCUCCAUCACCUCCUCCAUCUCCUCCUCCAUCUCCUCCUCCAUCACCUCCUCCAUCACCUCCUCCGUCACCUCCUCCAUCACCUCCUCCAUCACCUCCUCCAUCACCUCCUCAUCACCUCCUCCAUCACCUCCUCCAUCUCCUCCUCCAUCUCCUCCUCCAUCACCUCCUCCAUCACCUCCUGCAUCACCUCCUCCAUCACCUCCUCCAUCUCCUCCUCCAUCUCCUCCUCCAUCACCUCCUCCAUCACCUCCUCAUCACCUCCUCCAUCACCUCCUCAUCACCUCCUCCAUCACCUCCUCCAUCACCUCCUCCUUCUCCUCCUCCAUCUCCUCCUCCAUCACCUCCUCCAUCACCUCCUCCAUCUCCUCCUCCAUCUGCUCCUCCAUCUCCUCCUCCAUCACCUCCUCCAUCUCCUCCUCCAUCACCUCCUCCAUCACCUCCUCCAUCACCUCCUCCAUCACCUCCUCCAUCACCUCCUCCAUCACCUCCUCCAUCACCUCCACCAUCACCUCCUCCAUCACCUCCUCCAUCACCUCCUCCAUCUCCUCCUCCAUCACCUCCUCCAUCACCUCCUCCAUCACCUCCUCCACCACCACGUCCUCCACCACCACGUCCUCCAUCACCUCCUCCAUCACCUCCUCCAUCACCUCCUCCAGCACCUUCUCCAUCACCUCCUCCAUCACCUCCUCCAGCACCUCCUCCAUCUCCUCCUCCAUCACCUCCUCCAUCACCUCCACCAUCACCUUCUCUAUCACCUCCUCCAUCACCUCCUCCAUCACCUCCUCCGUCACCUCCUCCGUCACCUCCUCCAUCACCUCCUCCUCCAUCACCUCCUCCAUCACCUCCUCCAUCACCUCCUCCAGCACCUCCAUCACCUCCUCCAUCCACCUCCUCUAUCAGCUCCUCCAUCACCUCCUCCUCUGUCCUCAGUCUGUCCUCAGUCUGUCCUCAGUCUGUCCUCAGUCUGUCCUCAGUCUGUCCUCUGUCUGUCCUCAGUCUGUCCUCUGUCUGUCCUCUGUCUGUCCUCUGUCUGUCCUCAGUCUGUCCUCUGUCUGUCCUCAGUCUGUCCUCAGUCUGUCCUCAGUCUGUCCUCAGUCUGUCCUCAGUCUGUCCUCAGUCUGUCCUCAGUCUGUCCUCUGUCUGUCCUCAGUCUGUCCUCUGUCUGUCCUCUGUCUGUCCUCUGUCUGUCCUCAGUCUGUCCUCAGUCUGUCCUCAGUCUGUCCUCUGUCUGUCCUCAGUCUGUCCUCUGUCUGUCCUCAGUCUGUCCUCUGUCUGUCCUCAGUCUGUCCUCUGUCUGUCCUCAGUCUGUCCUCUGUCCUCAGUCUGUCCUCUGUCUGUCCUCAGUCUGUCCUCAGUCUGUCCUCUGUCUGUCCUCUGUCUGUCCUCUGUCUGUCCUCAGUCUGUCCUCAGUCUGUCCUCAGUCUGUCCUCAGUCUGUCCUCUGUCUGUCCUCUGUCUGUCCUCAGUCUGUCCUCAGUCUGUCCUCAGUCUGUCCUCAGUCUGUCCUCUGUCUGUCCUCAGUCUGUCCUCUGUCUGUCCUCUGUCCUCAGUCUGUCCUCUGUCUGUCCUCAGUCUGUCCUCUGUCUGUCCUCAGUCUGUCCUCUGUCUGUCCUCUGUCUGUCCUCUGUCUGUCCUCAGUCUGUCCUCAGUCUGUCCUCAGUCUGUCCUCUGUCUGUCCUCAGUCUGUCCUCUGUCUGUCCUCAGUCUGUCCUCUGUCUGUCCUCAGUCUGUCCUCUGUCUGUCCUCAGUCUGUCCUCUGUCCUCAGUCUGUCCUCUGUCUGUCCUCAGUCUGUCCUCAGUCUGUCCUCUGUCUGUCCUCUGUCUGUCCUCUGUCUGUCCUCAGUCUGUCCUCAGUCUGUCCUCAGUCUGUCCUCUGUCUGUCCUCAGUCUGUCCUCUGUCUGUCCUCUGUCUGUCCUCAGUCUGUCCUCUGUCUGUCCUCAGUCUGUCCUCUGUCUGUCCUCAGUCUGUCCUCUGUCUGUCCUCAGUCUGUCCUCUGUCUGUCCUCUGUCAGUCCUCUGUCCUCAGUCUGUCCUCAGUCUGUCCUCAGUCUGUCCUCUGUCCUCAGUCUGUCCUCUGUCUGUCCUCAGUCUGUCCUCUGUCCUCAGUCUGUCCUCUGUCUGUCCUCAGUCUGUCCUCAGUCUGUCCUCUGUCUGUCCUCAGUCUGUCCUCUGUCUGUCCUCUGUCUGUCCUCAGUCUGUCCUCAGUCUGUCCUCAGUCUGUCCUCUGUCUGUCCUCUGUCAGUCCUCUGUCCUCAGUCUGUCCUCAGUCUGUCCUCAGUCUGUCCUCUGUCUGUCCUCAGUCUGUCCUCUGUCUGUCCUCUGUCAGUCCUCUGUCCUCAGUCUGUCCUCAGUCUGUCCUCAGUCUGUCCUCAGUCUGUCCUCUGUCUGUCCUCUGUCAGUCCUCUGUCCUCAGUCUGUCCUCAGUCUGUCCUCAGUCUGUCCUCAGUCUGUCCUCUGUCUGUCCUCAGUCUGUCCUCUGUCUGUCCUCUGUAAGUCCUCUGUCCUCAGUCUGUCCUCAGUCUGUCCUCUGUCUGUCCUCAGUCUGUCCUCUGUCUGUCCUCUGUCAGUCCUCUGUCCUCAGUCUGUCCUCAGUCUGUCCUCAGUCUGUCCUCAGUCUGUCCUCUGUCUGUCCUCAGUCUGUCCUCUGUCUGUCCUCCUGUCCUCAGUCUGUCCUCUGUCUGUCCUCAGUCUGUCCUCUGUCUGUCCUCAGUCUGUCCUCUGUCUGUCCUCAGUCUGUCCUCUGUCUGUCCUCUGUCAGUCCUCUGUCCUCAGUCUGUCCUCAGUCUGUCCUCAGUCUGUCCUCUGUCCUCAGUCUGUCCUCUGUCUGUCCUCAGUCUGUCCUCAGUCUGUCCUCUGUCUGUCCUCUGUCUGUCCUCAGUCUGUCCUCAGUCUGUCCUCAGUCUGUCCUCUGUCUGUCCUCUGUCAGUCCUCUGUCCUCAGUCUGUCCUCAGUCUGUCCUCAGUCUGUCCUCUGUCUGUCCUCAGUCUGUCCUCUGUCUGUCCUCUGUCAGUCCUCUGUCCUCAGUCUGUCCUCAGUCUGUCCUCAGUCUGUCCUCAGUCUGUCCUCUGUCUGUCCUCUGUCAGUCCUCUGUCCUCAGUCUGUCCUCAGUCUGUCCUCAGUCUGUCCUCAGUCUGUCCUCUGUCUGUCCUCAGUCUGUCCUCUGUCUGUCCUCUGUAAGUCCUCUGUCCUCAGUCUGUCCUCAGUCUGUCCUCUGUCUGUCCUCAGUCUGUCCUCUGUCUGUCCUCUGUCAGUCCUCUGUCCUCAGUCUGUCCUCAGUCUGUCCUCAGUCUGUCCUCAGUCUGUCCUCUGUCUGUCCUCAGUCUGUCCUCUGUCUGUCCUCUGUCAGUCCUCUGUCCUCAGUCUGUCCUCAGUCUGUCCUCUGUCUGUCCUCAGUCUGUCCUCUGUCUGUCCUCUGUCUGUCCUCUGUCUGUCCUCUGUCAGUCCUCUGUCCUCAGUCUGUCCUCAGUCUGUCCUCUGUCUGUCCUCAGUCUGUCCUCUGUCUGUCCUCUGUCAGUCCUCUGUCUGUCCUCAGUCUGUCCUCUGUCUGUCCUCAGUCUGUCCUCUGUCUGUCCUCUGUCAGUCCUCUGUCUGUCCUCAGUCUGUCCUCUGUCUGUCCUCUGUCUGUCCUCUGUCUGUCCUCUGUCAGUCCUCUGUCUGUCCUCAGUCUGUCCUCAGUCUGUCCUCUGUCUGUCCUCUGUCUGUCCUCUGUCUGUCCUCAGUCUGUCCUCAGUCUGUCCUCAGUCUGUCCUCUGUCUGUCCUCAGUCUGUCCUCUGUCUGUCCUCUGUCUGUCCUCAGUCUGUCCUCAGUCUGUCCUCUGUCUGUCCUCUGUCUGUCCUCUGUCUGUCCUCAGUCUGUCCUCUGUCUGUCCUCAGUCUGUCCUCUGUCUGUCCUCAGUCUGUCCUCUGUCUGUCCUCAGUCUGUCCUCUGUCUGUCCUCAGUCUGUCCUCUGUCUGUCCUCUGUCAGUCCUCUGUCCUCAGUCUGUCCUCAGUCUGUCCUCUGUCUGUCCUCAGUCUGUCCUCAGUCUGUCCUCUGUCUGUCCUCUGUCUGUCCUCAGUCUGUCCUCAGUCUGUCCUCAGUCUGUCCUCUGUCUGUCCUCUGUCAGUCCUCUGUCCUCAGUCUGUCCUCAGUCUGUCCUCAGUCUGUCCUCUGUCUGUCCUCAGUCUGUCCUCUGUCUGUCCUCUGUCAGUCCUCUGUCCUCAGUCUGUCCUCUGUCUGUCCUCUGUCAGUCCUCUGUCCUCAGUCUGUCCUCAGUCUGUCCUCAGUCUGUCCUCAGUCUGUCCUCUGUCUGUCCUCAGUCUGUCCUCUGUCUGUCCUCUGUAAGUCCUCUGUCCUCAGUCUGUCCUCAGUCUGUCCUCAGUCUGUCCUCUGUCUGUCCUCAGUCUGUCCUCUGUCUGUCCUCUGUCAGUCCUCUGUCCUCAGUCUGUCCUCAGUCUGUCCUCAGUCUGUCCUCAGUCUGUCCUCUGUCUGUCCUCAGUCUGUCCUCUGUCUGUCCUCUGUCAGUCCUCUGUCCUCAGUCUGUCCUCAGUCUGUCCUCUGUCUGUCCUCAGUCUGUCCUCUGUCUGUCCUCUGUCUGUCCUCUGUCAGUCCUCUGUCCUCAGUCUGUCCUCAGUCUGUCCUCUGUCUGUCCUCAGUCUGUCCUCUGUCUGUCCUCUGUCUGUCCUCUGUCAGUCCUCAGUCUGUCCUCAGUCUGUCCUCUGUCUGUCCUCAGUCUGUCCUCUGUCUGUCCUCUGUCAGUCCUCUGUCUGUCCUCAGUCUGUCCUCUGUCUGUCCUCUGUCUGUCCUCUGUCUGUCCUCUGUCAGUCCUCUGUCUGUCCUCAGUCUGUCCUCAGUCUGUCCUCUGUCUGUCCUCUGUCUGUCCUCUGUCUGUCCUCAGUCUGUCCUCUGUCUUUCCUCAGUCUGUCCUCUGUCUGUCCUCAGUCUGUCCUCAGUCUGUCCUCAGUCUGUCCUCAGUCUGUCCUCUGUCUGUCCUCAGUCUGUCCUCUGUCUGUCCUCAGUCUGUCCUCUGUCUGUCCUCAGUCUGUCCUCUGUCUGUCCUCAGUCUGUCCUCAGUCUGUCCUCAGUCUGUCCUCUGUCUGUCCUCAGUCUGUCCUCAGUCUGUCCUCAGUCUGUCCUCAGUCUGUCCUCAGUCUGUCCUCUGUCUGUCCUCAGUCUGUCCUCUGUCUGUCCUCAGUCUGUCCUCUGUCUGUCCUCAGUCUGUCCUCUGUCUGUCCUCAGUCUGUCCUCUGUCUGUCCUCAGUCUGUCCUCUGUCCUCAGUCUGUCCUCUGUCUGUCCUCAGUCUGUCCUCUGUCUGUCCUCUGUCUGUCCUCUGUCUGUCCUCUGUCUGUCCUCAGUCUGUCCUCAGUCUGUCCUCAGUCUGUCCUCUGUCUGUCCUCAGUCUGUCCUCUGUCUGUCCUCUGUCUGUCCUCAGUCUGUCCUCAGUCUGUCCUCUGUCUGUCCUCUGUCUGUCCUCUGUCUGUCCUCAGUCUGUCCUCUGUCUGUCCUCAGUCUGUCCUCUGUCUGUCCUCAGUCUGUCCUCUGUCUGUCCUCAGUCUGUCCUCUGUCUGUCCUCAGUCUGUCCUCUGUCUGUCCUCUGUCAGUCCUCUGUCCUCAGUCUGUCCUCAGUCUGUCCUCAGUCUGUCCUCUGUCCUCAGUCUGUCCUCUGUCCUCAGUCUGUCCUCUGUCUGUCCUCUGUCUGUCCUCAGUCUGUCCUCAGUCUGUCCUCAGUCUGUCCUCUGUCUGUCCUCUGUCAGUCCUCUGUCCUCAGUCUGUCCUCAGUCUGUCCUCUGUCUGUCCUCAGUCUGUCCUCUGUCUGUCCUCUGUCAGUCCUCUGUCCUCAGUCUGUCCUCAGUCUGUCCUCAGUCUGUCCUCAGUCUGUCCUCUGUCUGUCCUCUGUCAGUCCUCUGUCCUCAGUCUGUCCUCAGUCUGUCCUCAGUCUGUCCUCAGUCUGUCCUCUGUCUGUCCUCAGUCUGUCCUCUGUCUGUCCUCUGUAAGUCCUCUGUCCUCAGUCUGUCCUCAGUCUGUCCUCAGUCUGUCCUCUGUCUGUCCUCAGUCUGUCCUCUGUCUGUCCUCUGUCUGUCCUCUGUCAGUCCUCUGUCCUCAGUCUGUCCUCAGUCUGUCCUCAGUCUGUCCUCUGUCUGUCCUCAGUCUGUCCUCUGUCUGUCCUCUGUCAGUCCUCUGUCCUCAGUCUGUCCUCAGUCUGUCCUCAGUCUGUCCUCAGUCUGUCCUCUGUCUGUCCUCAGUCUGUCCUCUGUCUGUCCUCUGUCUGUCCUCUGUCUGUCCUCUGUCAGUCCUCUGUCCUCAGUCUGUCCUCUGUCUGUCCUCUGUCUGUCCUCUGUCUGUCCUCUGUCUGUCCUCUGUCUGUCCUCUGUCAGUCCUCUGUCCUCAGUCUGUCCUCAGUCUGUCCUCUGUCUGUCCUCAGUCUGUCCUCUGUCUGUCCUCUGUCUGUCCUCUGUCUGUCCUCUGUCUGUCCUCAGUCUGUCCUCGUCUGUCCUCAGUCUGUCCUCUGUCUGUCCUCUGUCAGUCCUCUGUCUGUCCUCAGUCUGUCCUCUGUCUGUCCUCUGUCUGUCCUCUGUCUGUCCUCUGUCAGUCCUCUGUCUGUCCUCAGUCUGUCCUCAGUCUGUCCUCUGUCUGUCCUCUGUCUGUCCUCUGUCUGUCCUCAGUCUGUCCUCUGUCUUUCCUCAGUCUGUCCUCUGUCUGUCCUCAGUCUGUCCUCAGUCUGUCCUCAGUCUGUCCUCUGUCUGUCCUCAGUCUGUCCUCUGUCUGUCCUCUGUCUGUCCUCUGUCCUCUGUCUGUCCUCAGUCUGUCCUCAGUCUGUCCUCAGUCUGUCCUCUGUCUGUCCUCUGUCUGUCCUCUGUCAGUCCUCUGUCUGUCCUCAGUCUGUCCUCAGUCUGUCCUCUGUCUGUCCUCUGUCUGUCCUCUGUCUGUCCUCAGUCUGUCCUCUGUCUUUCCUCAGUCUGUCCUCUGUCUGUCCUCAGUCUGUCCUCAGUCUGUCCUCAGUCUGUCCUCUGUCUGUCCUCAGUCUGUCCUCUGUCUGUCCUCUGUCUGUCCUCUGUCCUCUGUCUGUCCUCAGUCUGUCCUCAGUCUGUCCUCUGUCUGUCCUCAGUCUGUCCUCAGUCUGUCCUCUGUCUGUCCUCAGUCUGUCCUCUGUCUGUCCUCUGUCUGUCCUCUGUCUGUCCUCUGUCUGUCCUCUGUCCUCAGUCUGUCCUCUGUCUGUCCUCAGUCUGUCCUCAGUCUGUCCUCUGUCUGUCCUCAGUCUGUCCUCUGUCAGUCCUCAGUCUGUCCUCUGUCUGUCCUCUGUCUGUCCUCUGUCCUCAGAGAGGAGCUGGAGGGAACAGGAGGAACCAGAAACAGGAGGAUCCCCUCCAGUUACAGAUGUAAAGCUCACAUGCUGUCAGAGACGACCUCCCCCUCUCAUCCAAUCAGCUCUCAGAGACGACCUCCCCCUCUCAGCCAAUCAGCUCUCAGAGACGACCUCCCCCUCUCAGCCAAUCAGCUCUCAGAGACGACCUCCCCCUCUCAGCCAAUCAGCUCUCAGAGACGACCUCCCCCUCUCAGCCAAUCAGCUCUCAGAGACGACCUCCCCCUCUCAGCCAAUCAGCUCUCAGAGACGACCUCCCCCUCUCAGCCAAUCAGCUCUCAGAGACGACCUCCCCCUCUCAGCCAAUCAGCUGAGGGCUCUUAG